This is a messenger RNA of Lodderomyces beijingensis, 204 nucleotides long. Lineage: Eukaryota; Fungi; Ascomycota; Pichiomycetes; Serinales; Debaryomycetaceae. The record is from the annotation of a GenBank genome assembly.
AUGCGAGAAUCGGAGUCUAGAGAGGCACGCAAUUUGGAUUAUAUUCAAGUGAGAGUCCGCUCACUCCCGACUUCAACUUUGAAAAUAGAUGAUACAAGGUUUGCUAUGGAUCCUCCAUCAAGAGUUUUAGCCUGCUAUUCUACCUCUCCUGCUGGAUGGUCUCCACCCUCGGAGCUGAACGCCAUCUUUCUUGCGUCACAAUAG